AUGAAGUUCUCCCUGGCGAUUAUUAGCACCACGCUUCUUGCGACUGCUGCUUUUGCUGCACCUCUGACUGCUAAGCGUCAAGCCCGCUAUGAAGCCCGGCGUUUGGCUCGCGCAGAGUCCGGUGUGACAGAGCAUCAUGGCAACCCUCCGUAUAAGCCCGAUAGCCACGAGGUUCUGCAUCUCAAUGAGACCGCCCACGUGGAGUACAGCUCCAACUGGGCUGGCGCCGUUCUAAUUGGCUCCGGUUAUACUGCAGUCACUGGCCAAUUCACGGUCCCCACCCCCAAGGUACCCAGUGGCAGCAGUAGCAGUGGAACAUACUCCGCCUCUGCUUGGGUCGGUAUUGACGGCGACACCUGGGGCAACGCCAUCCUACAGACUGGUAUCGACUUCACUAUCACCAAUGGCAAGGUUAGCUACGAUGCCUGGUACGAGUGGUACCCCGAUUACGCCUACGACUUCACUGGCAUUGCGAUCUCUGCUGGAGAUGUCAUCAAGGUCACCGUGACUGCUGCUUCCAAGUCCUCCGGUACUGCGGUUAUCGAGAAUGUUACCACUGGCAAGACUGUCUCCCACACAUUCUCCUCUGGCAGCACCCAGGGUAGCCUUGGCGAGGUUAAUGCUGAGUGGAUUGUUGAGGACUUUGAGUCUGGUGGCUCUCUCGUGAACUUUGCCAACUUUGGCACUGUCACAUUUACUGGGGCCCAGGCGACCGAUAGUGGCUCCACGGUUGGACCUUCUGGUGCUACUCUCAUCGACAUCAAGCAGAACAACAAAGUUCUCACCUCUAGCUCCGUCACCUCCAACAGUGUCACAGUGAGCUACGUCUAG
This is a messenger RNA of Penicillium cataractarum, 831 nucleotides long. Its product is annotated as A4/G1 family peptidase. Bases 1 to 831 code for a protein of 276 amino acids. Gene Ontology annotation, biological process: proteolysis. The transcript has a single exon. Lineage: Eukaryota; Fungi; Ascomycota; Eurotiomycetes; Eurotiales; Aspergillaceae. The record is from RefSeq and is a predicted model, not a curated record. Gene Ontology annotation, molecular function: glutamic-type endopeptidase activity.